This is a messenger RNA of Hydractinia symbiolongicarpus, 870 nucleotides long. Its product is annotated as isochorismatase domain-containing protein 2-like. NCBI's taxonomy places the organism in Eukaryota, Metazoa, Cnidaria, Hydrozoa, Anthoathecata, Hydractiniidae. The transcript has a single exon. Gene Ontology annotation, cellular component: cytoplasm. The coding region runs from base 140 to 733 and encodes 197 amino acids. The record is from RefSeq and is a predicted model, not a curated record.
AUUCGCGGACCGUUAAUUCGAACGCUGCAAUAUUUUAAAAACAGUUCCUAGAAAGUAAUAAGAAUACUUUGUUGCUGGUUCAAAGUGUCUUAUAUUUUCACUGUUUAAUUAUUUUUGUUCUUAUAUGUAUUAGAUAAAAAUGGCUGUCCGUAGAAUUGGUAAAAUGUGUACAGAUGCAACAGCAUUUUUGCUUUGUGAUAUUCAAGAAAAGUUUCGACCUUCCAUUGCGUAUUUUCCUGAAAUUUGUGUUGUUGCAGAACGUUUGAUUACAGCUGCAAACACACUCAAAAUUCCUCUGGUUGCUACAGAACAAUAUCCUAAAGGUCUUGGUCAUAUUGUUCCUGAACUUGAUGUUACAAAUGCAACCGUGUUUGAGAAAACACUUUUUUCAAUGGCAACACCAGAGGUCAUCAAUCAUUUGAAAGAUAAACGGCCAGAUCUUAAGUCAGUUGUUUUGUUUGGUUUAGAAGCUCACGUUUGUGUUCAACAAACAGCAUUGGAUUUCUUAGAGAUGGGUUAUGAUGUGCAUAUUGUUGCUGAUAGUACAUCUUCCAGAAGUAUGACUGAUCGAAUGAUUGCUUUUGAAAGGAUACGUCAAAGUGGUGGCUUCAUUACAACCAGUGAAUCGUUAUUAUUUCUGUUGUUGCAAGAUGCUAAACAUCCAAAUUUUCGUGAAUUACAAAAAUUGAUUAUGGAAUCAGCUCCAUACCAAGGACUAGUCCCAAAGUUGUAAAUGCCUUUUCAAGUUUUAAAUUUAAUCCUAAUUAGAAUAAUAAUAAUAGCCAUGUUUUCUUCUUUUUUAAUUUCAAUAAAUUUUUUCUUUUUUAUAUUGUAGCUCUUUUUUCUUCUAAUAUUUUUAUUUUAAUAUCA